Molecule: messenger RNA, 1999 nt
Organism: Saccostrea echinata
Lineage: Eukaryota; Metazoa; Mollusca; Bivalvia; Ostreida; Ostreidae
Product: synaptotagmin-6-like
Exons: 5
Coding region: 484-1884 (466 amino acids)
Biological process (GO): regulation of dopamine secretion; cellular response to calcium ion; regulation of calcium ion-dependent exocytosis
Cellular component (GO): membrane
Molecular function (GO): phosphatidylserine binding; calcium ion binding; calcium-dependent phospholipid binding
Source: RefSeq, a predicted model, not a curated record
ACCAAAUGAGAUGAUACUUUGUGACUGUGUUGUAUUGCAGUGAAUGAACGGACAAUAAUUAAUUGCAACUUCCGAUCGUGAUUUCACUGCUGCCGUAAGAUAUAUCAAGUCAAAGACAUUCCGAUAAUCAACCCAGCUUUUCCUGGACUGCGACUGUUGUCAUCUUUAUUCUUCCUCAGAACUACUUCUAGCAGCAGCGCGGGAAAAAACGGGAUCGCGCGGGAAAAUCCAUCGUAUGUUAGACGCGCUUGGGAUCAUCUUGUUCAUUGCCGUUGUUGAUUUCGUCUGAAAGUGAUUUGAUGCAUCCUUGUCGGUUUCUGUCGCGGUCCAUUGUAAUCUAUACUCUGCGUUAUGUACAUCGAUUGUAGUGUAAUGUGCCACGGUCCCAUGUAAAUUUCCAGGAAUCGUAAAAGGUUUUCAAUGAACACUUGAUGAUGCAUCCCGUGUAAACAUGGACGUUGUGUUUAAUCAAGGAAAUUAACAAUGGUACAGAGCAAAGAUGAAGGUUUCCCUGUCCGGUACACAGUUGCCAUUGUAACAGCUGGUGUUGCCGUGGUGAUUACAGUGAUUGUUUACAUUACAUGGUUGUACUGUAAGCGGAAGCGGAACCGGUUCCAGUGGUAUGAGAGCUCGGACGAAGAAUACUCACCAAAUGCAAUACAAUCAGGUUCUCGUUUACGAAUAUCGCAAAGUACGCCAGAACUCAAUAAGCAUUUUCUUGAAGAAGACGACAAAUUCGGUAAGAAAGGUAUCUUCAAGUUAACAAACGUCCGACAAUCUACGCUUCCUACUGUAUCACAGCGCCAUGAACUGUUCAAGCGUCAACUAUCACAUAAAUUAGAUCUCUCAAAUAUAGAGUUCCAAGUUCAAAGCGUAAAGCAUAAGGAACAGCCUAGUCUUGGAGUUAUUAAACCAGAGUUGUAUAAGCAAGUGUCGAUAGAUAGCGUUAAAAGUGAACACUGUGUCUGCGGAAAAAUAUUUUUUACCCUUGCCUACAACCAUGGGUCUGAGAGUCUAGUUGUAAAUGUAUUAAGGUGCGAAGAUCUUCCCGCCAAAGAUUUUUCUGGAACGUCUGAUCCGUACGUCAAAAUUUAUCUUCUACCAGACAGAAAACAUAAGUGUCAGACAAAAGUCCAUCGAAAAACUUUAUCCCCAGAAUUUAAUGAAAAAUUUGCCUUUUCAGUUCCUUAUAAGGAAUUGACAUCAAGAGUGUUGCAGUUUAAUAUUUACGAUUUUGAUCGUUUUUCCCGCCAUGAUCUCAUCGGAACUGUGGUUGUGAAGGACAUUUUGUGCGAAGGAAGCUUAGCAAAUGAGACUUUCUUUGUCCGGGAUAUACUGAGCGCUAAUCAGGAGAAGUUUGAUCUCGGUGAGUUGAUGCUAUCUCUCUGUUAUCUCCCCACUGCUGGGCGCCUUACAUUGACCGUUGUCAAGGCCCGAAAUCUAAAAGCCAUGGACAUUACAGGAUCCUCAGACCCGUAUGUAAAGGUGUCACUGAUGUGUCAAGGUAAACGUAUAAAGAAGAGGAAGACGUCUGUGAAAAAGAACACCUUAAACCCGGUCUAUAACGAGGCUCUGGUGUUUGAUGUUCCUCAGGAGAAUGUUGAUGACGUGUAUUUAAUUGUCAAAGUGAUUGACUACGAUCGAAUAGGGAGUAACGAAGUAAUGGGCUGUUGUGCUCUGGGACCCAAAUACCCAGGACUAGGAAGAGACCACUGGUUUGAAAUGCUAGAAAAUCCCCGGAAACCGCUUGCUCAGUGGUACACUCUACAAGAACACGUACCCUUUUGUACCAGUGAAAACAUCACAGGUAAAUGUAAACUGAACUGUCAAGGGCAGUCUAGACAGUCCACGGUGGAUUCUAGCGAGGGAAGUAUGUAUGGGUGAUGAUUUCUGAUGAGGAGUCAAGAAAAAAUGGAUACAAUUCUUUUCCUUGUAUAUGUUUUUCUCUAAUUUGUCAAGCAAUGCUUUGUGAAUAUUUGUCAAAAAUACAACCUUAAUG